AUGGGACACAGACACAGCAAAUCCAAAUCCUCCGAUCCUCCUCCGUCCCACUCCGCUUCCGCCGGCAACGUCGUCCACCACGUCAAACCCGCCGGAGAACGCCGCGGAUCAACCGGUUCCACUUCCGGACCCGUCGGAUCCUCCUCAGGCUCCGGGACCGGCGGAUCCCGUUCCACCACAUCUGCUCAGCAGAAUGGUCGGAUCCUUGGCCGGCCGAUGGAGGACGUCAGAAGAACCUACGAGUUCGGUCGCGAGCUGGGUCGUGGCCAGUUCGGCGUCACCUAUCUCGUCACUCACAAGGAGACAAAGAAAAUUUUCGCCUGCAAGUCAAUCCCGACGCGCCGCCUCGUCCACCGUGACGACAUUGAAGAUGUCCGCCGUGAAGUCCAGAUUAUGCACCACCUCAGCGGCCACCGGAACAUAGUGGACUUGAAGGGGGCUUACGAGGACAGACACUCGGUGAAUCUCAUAAUGGAGCUAUGUGAAGGAGGAGAACUGUUCGAUAGGAUCAUAGCUAAAGGUCAUUACUCAGAGAGAGCCGCUGCGGAUUUGUGCAGGCAGAUGGUGAUGGUUGUGCAUAGUUGCCACUCUAUGGGUGUAAUGCACCGAGACUUGAAGCCUGAGAACUUUCUCUUUCUGAGUCAAGAUGAGAACUCCGCAUUGAAAGCUACAGACUUUGGUCUCUCAGUCUUCUUCAAACCAGGAGAUAUGUUUAAGGAUCUUGUUGGAAGUGCGUACUACGUUGCUCCAGAGGUUCUUCGCCGGAACUAUGGACCAGAGGCUGAUAUCUGGAGCGCCGGUGUGAUUCUGUUCAUUCUUCUCAGCGGUGUCCCGCCUUUUUGGGGAGAGAAUGAAGCGGGGAUAUUUGAUGCCAUUCUUCAAGGGCAGCUUGAUUUCUCAGCUGAUCCAUGGCCGGCGGUAUCUAAUGGUGCCAAAGAUCUUGUCAAGAAAAUGUUGAAAUAUGACGCUAAAGAUCGGCUUUCAGCUGCUGAAGUGCUAAAUCAUCCGUGGAUUAGAGAAGACGGAGAGGCGUCAGACAAACCGCUUGACAAUGCUGUGUUAUCAAGGAUGAAACAGUUCCGAGCAAUGAACAAACUCAAGAAAAUGGCCCUAAAGGUUAUUGCGGAGAACCUUUCUGAAGAAGAGAUCAUUGGUCUGAAAGAGAUGUUCAAAUCUCUAGACACUGAUAACAAUGGAAUAGUCACCUUGGAGGAACUGAGAUCCGGUCUCCCAAAACUCGGCUCUAAGAUCUCUGAAGCUGAAAUAAAACAGCUAAUGGAAGCCGCUGAUAUGGAUGGAGAUGGAUCAAUUGAUUACUUGGAGUUUAUAUCAGCAACAAUGCAUAUGAACAGAAUCGAACGUGAGGAUCAUUUGUACACAGCUUUUCAAUACUUCGACAACGACAACAGCGGCUACAUAACAAUGGAAGAGCUAGAGCAAGCCAUGAAGAAAUACAACAUGGGUGAUGACAAAUCCAUCAAAGAGAUCAUUGCUGAAGUAGACACCGAUCGUGACGGAAAAAUCAACUACGAAGAAUUCGUAGCGAUGAUGAAGAAGGGAAACCCAGAAUUGGUGACAAACCGACGCAGAGUCAAUAUCUCCUCCUCAAGCGACGCCGCAUCUUACUCGCCGGCGGCUGUAGCCAUGGCUGAUAGGAGAAACAGGUGUAACCAGGUCCUCCUUUUAGCAUAUCAGAGUUUUGGAUUAGUGUUUGGAGAUUUGAGCAUUUCUCCUCUCUACGUGUAUAAAUGUACAUUCUACGGAGGAUUGAGGCAUCACCAAUCAGAAGACACGAUCUUCGGCGCUUUCUCCUUGAUAUUUUGGACUAUAACUCUCCUUUCACUCAUCAAGUACAUGGUUUUUGUAUUAAGUGCAGAUGACAAUGGUGAAGGAGGGAUCUUCGCUUUGUAUGCUCUGCUCUGUAGACACGCAAGAUUUUCUCUGCUUCCAAAUCAGCAAGCGGCUGAUGAAGAGAUCUCCACGUACUAUGGCCCUGGAGAUGCGAGUAGAAAUUUGCAUAAUUCUGCUUUCAAAAGCCUUAUAGAGCGAAAUAAAAGAUCGAAAACAGCUUUGCUUGUCUUAGUCUUGGUGGGAACUUCCAUGGUCAUUACCAUCGGCGUUCUUACACCAGCCAUUUCAGUCUCUUCGUCUAUUGAUGGCCUUGCAGCUAAAACAAAUCUGAAGCACAGUACUAUGGUCAUGAUAGCAUGCGCUUUGCUGGUUGGACUUUUCGUUCUGCAGCACCGUGGCACAAAUAAAGUUGCCUUCUUGUUUGCACCUAUAAUGAUUCUGUGGUUGUUGUCAAUUGCAACUAUUGGUCUGUACAAUGUUGUGACUUGGAACCCCAGUGUAUACAAAGCUUUAUCUCCCUACUAUGUCUAUGUAUUCUUUAGAAACACGGGAAUAGAUGGAUGGCUAUCCCUUGGAGGCAUUCUUCUAUGCAUCACAGGAACUGAGGCUAUCUUUGCUGAACUUGGCCAAUUUACUGCUACAUCUAUAAGGUUUGCGUUCUGUUGUGUUGUUUACCCGUGCCUGGUCCUUCAAUACAUGGGUCAAGCUGCGUUUUUAUCAAAGAAUUUUUCUGCUCUACCUACAAGCUUUUAUGCCUCCAUUCCAGAUCCAUUUUUCUGGCCGGUUCUCAUGAUGGCUAUGCUGGCUGCAAUGGUCGCAAGCCAAGCAGUCAUAUUUGCCACGUUCUCGAUUGUCAAGCAAUGCUACGCAUUGGGAUGCUUCCCGCGAGUGAAGAUUGUUCACAAACCAAGAUGGGUCCUUGGCCAAAUCUACAUCCCUGAGAUCAACUGGGUUGUCAUGCUCCUCACCCUCGCUGUCACCAUUUGUUUCCAAGACACUCGACACAUAGCUUUCGCUUUCGGGCUCGCAUGCAUGACUCUAGCCUUUGUGACAACUUGGUUGAUGCCUCUCAUCAUCAACUUUGUGUGGAACCGUCAUGUCACUUUCUCCGUCCUCUUCAUUCUCUUCUUCGGGACUAUAGAACUCGUCUUCGUCGCAUCAGCCUUGGUCAAAAUCCCUAAAGGUGCCUGGAUCACUCUCUUCCUUUCCCUCUUCUUCACCUUCCUCACAUACGUAUGGCACUACGGCAGCAGAAAGAAGUACCUAUGCGACCAGCACAACAAGGUCCCCAUGAAACAAAUCCUAAGCCUCGGCCCGAGCCUCGGGAUCAUCAAAGUCCCCGGGAUGGGUCUCAUCUACACCGAGCUCGCCAGCGGCGUUCCCGCCACAUUCACUCACUUCCUAACAAACUUGCCUGCGUUCUACCAAGUCGUCGUCUUCGUCUGCUGCAAAACCGUCCCUAUCCCGUACGUGCCGCAGAAAGAACGGUACCUUAUAGGCCGGAUCGGACCGAAAACGUACAGGAUGUAUCGAUGCAUUAUCAGAGCCGGUUACAAAGACGUGAACAAAGAUGGAGACGACUUUGAAGACGAGCUCGUGAUGAGCAUAGCUGAGUUUAUCCAGCUAGAGUCCGAAGGCUACGGCGGCUCAAACACUGACCGUUCCAUCGACGGCCGGCUCGCUGUUGUGAAAGCCUCGAACAAGUUCGGGACAAGGCUGUCUCGGUCUAUCUCCGAGGCUAAUAUUGCAGGCAGCUCGAGAUCGCAGACGACGGUGACAAACAGCAAAUCGCCGGCGCUGCUUAGACUGAGAGCAGAGUAUGAGCAAGAGCUUCCGAGGCUGAGCAUGAGAAGGAUGUUUCAGUUCAGGCCAAUGGACACUAAGUUCAGGCAACCGCAGGUGAAGGAGGAGCUGUUUGAUCUGGUGAACGCAAAGGACGCGGAAGUGGCUUACAUUGUCGGGAGCGGUCACGUCAAGGCGAAACGGAACUCGGUGUUUGUGAAGCGGCUGGUGAUAAACGUGGCUUACUCCUUCUUGAGGAAGAAUUGCAGGAGCCCAGGCGUGAUGUUGAAUAUUCCUCACAUUUGUUUGAUUAAGGUGGGCAUGAACUAUUCCUUGUAA
Molecule: messenger RNA, 3972 nt
Organism: Microthlaspi erraticum
Lineage: Eukaryota; Viridiplantae; Streptophyta; Magnoliopsida; Brassicales; Brassicaceae
Source: the annotation of a GenBank genome assembly